AUGGUUACUAUCUUUCAUGACUUGAUGAACAAAGAAAUUGAAGUUUACGUGGAUGAUAUGAUUGUCAAGUCAAAACAGGGCGAGGAGCACACAACUAUUUUAAGGAAGCUGUUCGAUCGAUCGAGGAAGUUCAAAUUGAAACUCAAUCCCAACAAAUGCAUAUUUAUGGCAACCACUGGAAAACUCCUAGGUUUUGUAGUAAGCCAAGAAGGCAUUAAAGUUGACCCGGAUAAAGUCAAGGCAAUCUUAGAGAUGGCAUCUCCACAGACGCAAAAAGAAGUCAGAGGAUUUCUAGGACGACUCAACUACAUCGCAAGGUUCAUAUCUCACUUAACAGCAACUUGCGAACCCAUCUUUAAAUUGCUCCACAAGAACAAUGAUGGGGUAUGGAGUGAAGAUUGUCAAGUAGCAUUUGAUAAGAUUAAGCAGUAUUUACAAUACCCUUCAGUUCUUGUGCCACCAGCUCAAGGACGGCCUCUUAUUUUAUAUCGCACAAUGACUGAAAACUUAAUGGGAUGUGUACUAAGGCAGCAUGAUGAUUCAAGCAGUAAAGAACAGGCCAUUAAAGGGAGUGCUUUGGCCGACUACCUAGCUCAACAACCUAUAAAUGACUACGAACCGGUGAAGUUUGACUUUCCAGAUGAGUAUAUCUCCACCAUAACCGCAAGUGAGGAAAGUUUAGACCCACAAACUUGGACCAUGAUGUUUAAUGGUGCCUCUAACGAGUUAGGUCAUGGGAUAGGGGCUAUUUUGAUAUCACCCAAAGGGGAACUAUACCCUCUUACCGCCAGAUUAUGUUUUGACUGCACACAUAAUAUGGCCGAGUAUGAAGCAUGCUCGAUGGGCGUUCAAGCUGCUAUUGAUAUGAAGGUUAAGAAACUUAAAGUUUUUGGGGAUUCUAUGCUAGUAAUUCAUCAGCUAGGAGGAGAAUGGGAAACAAGAGACACUAAGUUGUUGCCUUAUAAACAACUCAUUACAGAAUUGUCACAAGAAUUUAAGGAAAUCUCAUUUGAUUAUUUUCCAAGAGAAAAUAAUCAAGUAACAGAUGCAUUGGCCAUAUUAGCAGUGAUGUCCAAUUUAGAACUCAAUGAGGAUGUUCGUCCGAUUAAAGUUGGGAGGAGAGAUGUCUCAGCUUCUUGUAUGAGCAUUGAGGAAGAACCUGAUGGUAACCCCUGGUUUCGUGACAUCUAUAUCAAGAGUAAAGAAUAUCCACCAAAUGCUUCAGAAAAUGAUAAUCGCAGCCUCUACAAGUUGGCAAUGAAGUUUUUUCUUAAAUGGAGAGAUAUUGUACAAGAGAAACCAUGA
This is a messenger RNA of Momordica charantia (bitter melon), 1305 nucleotides long. RefSeq lists its product as uncharacterized. NCBI's taxonomy places the organism in Eukaryota, Viridiplantae, Streptophyta, Magnoliopsida, Cucurbitales, Cucurbitaceae. The record is from RefSeq and is a predicted model, not a curated record. Gene Ontology annotation, molecular function: nucleic acid binding; RNA-DNA hybrid ribonuclease activity.